AUGCUCUCCAGACUCUUCAGCUGGUUGACCGGCCAGCAAAUCGAGCCAACCAUCCGCCAAACCAACCUCCGUGUCCUCCGGAUCCCAGGCGACGGCUCCCCACCGCACCUCGUCCAGCUCAACACCAUCGAGUCUGACGACAACAUCGACUGCUGCCAGCGCCACAUCCCGGACUUCCGGCCCUACUGGGGUGACGGAGAAGGGUUCCAAUGGCGUGACAUUAUAGGGAUGGAGGUUCGAGACCAACAAGCGGCGCCAGAACUUAACGGGGUCUACUUCGGGUGGAAGAGCUUCGCUUUGCAUCUUAUGCCGUUGAGUAAGCAUACGGGGUUCUGUGGAGAUGCGUUUUUCGCCAAGUCGCCGCUUUGGGAACAUGAUGACAAUGGGGCGGUGUAUGAGGAUGUACCCGUGGCAUUUCUUGGGUCAUCGCUGUUGGAGACAGCGCUGGAGAAGUUGCAUGACAGGUGA
This is a messenger RNA of Endocarpon pusillum Z07020, 468 nucleotides long. RefSeq lists its product as uncharacterized. The record is from RefSeq and is a predicted model, not a curated record. Bases 1 to 468 code for a protein of 155 amino acids. The transcript has a single exon. NCBI's taxonomy places the organism in Eukaryota, Fungi, Ascomycota, Eurotiomycetes, Verrucariales, Verrucariaceae.